UGGCAGCUGCCAUUGCCGUGCCGCUCCACUCCGCUCACUGACGGUGCUUCUGACACGGCCUUCAUGUCUUGCCGCAGUUUUCGUCCGCAUAGCCUCUGCAGCGGCGAAUGACACUCAUCUCUCACAGCGGCUCCCAGGGGAGAGCGGAUGGCAGCUGCCAUUGCCGUGCCGCUUCACUCCGCUCACUGACGGUGCUUCUGACACGGCCUUCAUGUCUUGCCGCAGUCUCCCCGUGCCGACACCUUAUCCACGGCCCCAAACAACUCUGAGUUCGUUCGGGAUUUCCUCUCUCAUGCGGAGCGGCGUGUCAAAUACCGCGCCUGCACUUCAGUCCGUGCGCAACGGAAACUCUCACGAGCGGGUCUCGAGCGUUGCGCUUGUAUUGUCGACGUCUGGGGCGCCGGGGAUGCGAUCCUUUUCUCGCAUGGAAAGCGGCAACUCGGCGAGUGCCAUGUUUCAGUCUUGCCUUUCUAUGCCGGGCGCCCUCGUCGGCGAGGAUGGGAGCGGCGCACGCGAUGCCACGCCUCCCUUGCCGCCGUCCCCGGGCGAAGUCGCCGUCCAGGAGCCGUCGGACGCCCUGCCUCCGUCGUCCUCGUCGGAUCCGGCAACGGUGCCCGCCGUGGUGCACUCGCCGCAGGCGCAAAAGCUGCUGCGAAGCCCCCCGCGGGUGGAGGUGGCAUCCGCUGCGCCAACCUCCCUAUUUUCUGUGCCGCGUAAGCCUUGGCGAGACACCGCACACACCACCUCCUACGCCUCUUUCCGUUGGAGGAAGAAUCCCGUCACCCAGCAAAGUCCGGGCUCACUCGCAGCCGCGCGAAGCUGCGGUUGCGGGGGGCGUGCGUCAUUUUCCGGGAUUGCUGCGCUACCAACGCGGCAGCGGAGGGAGCGUUUGUAUGCGAGGCAUGUGUCGGAGCCGCCGAGGCGUGCGAGAGGCGUCGCAACGAUCCCCUUUGGCCAACAGUCGUCCUGGCCCAAGAUGAGCGACUUGCACAGCACGUCGCUGACGUUGCAGUUGUCGCCCAAGGCACCGGAGCGAAGCUCCGCCAGCCUGCACCUCGACGGGCCGCAGGGGGGCAGUGUGCAGGGCCAGGAAGGCGAGGGGAAUGAGACGAGGGAGGCGGCGCCGCAAGAUGAGCAAGGGGAACCGCGCAACUUCCCGACGCAGCAGCAUCCGGAGGAGCAGCUCGGUGAAGACGUUGAUCAGGCAACGCGCGGGCGCCGUGAGACGGACGCAGCGUCCUCCCCAUUGAAGGAGGGAACGAUAGAGACUGCAGUGCCGAAGGCGGCGGGGGAGAGCGACGGGGCGUCGCAGACGACGGAGGUGUACGAGGUGCUUCACGCGGAAGAGUUUGCCGCCUCCUCCGUUGCACGCGUGACGGACGGCCCUUCCUCCGUGGGGACGCCUCUGCUGGGGGCCCUGUGA
Messenger RNA from Trypanosoma conorhini, 1423 nucleotides. RefSeq lists its product as uncharacterized. The record is from RefSeq and is a predicted model, not a curated record. The transcript has a single exon. Lineage: Eukaryota; Euglenozoa; Kinetoplastea; Trypanosomatida; Trypanosomatidae. The annotation marks the transcript as partial.